AAUGGCGGUUAAUGCGUCUGAAAUUGUCGAAAUCGCAAAUUACAUCCAACAUGUUAAGAAAGUUGUGGCAAUGGGAGAACUCAUCCAAGAACGCCAGAGACGUGUGGCAGCUAAUGUUGGUGACAGCUCCAUGACUGCACUUUACAAACUUAUGGAACAACACAACCAACAACUUCACAACCUUCAGGCUGCUGUUUCAUCUGCUGAAAGCUUCACUAGGGACAUUGAUAAAGUUCAUGAGAACCUAGAUAAAGUUCAUGAGGACCUAGAUAAUGUUCACCAGGCGAUGAUUCGACCGAUAUCUCGCACGCUCACUAAACUGCAGCGCACAAUUAGCCAAUAUCUGUUCGAAGCUACAGAGAAGAAAUGCAUUUCAAUGCUUAAUUUCGUUCCAGAGAAGAAGUGGAAAGAAUUCGUUGAUAUUCUUAACGUGAUAAAGAGGGAUAGACAGAUUUAUCUUGAGUCACAUCCUCUUAAUGAUGUUGAAGCAGAAGGCGGAAAUACUACAGCAGAGGUAGUGGAUGCCUUCAAGAAAAUGAAAAUUGAAUCAAAGGUGGUGGAGCUGUUUUCAAGAUUAUAG
Ipomoea nil (Japanese morning glory) is the source of this 580-nucleotide messenger RNA. RefSeq lists its product as uncharacterized. The record is from RefSeq and is a predicted model, not a curated record. The coding region runs from base 2 to 580 and encodes 192 amino acids. The transcript is spliced from 5 exons. NCBI's taxonomy places the organism in Eukaryota, Viridiplantae, Streptophyta, Magnoliopsida, Solanales, Convolvulaceae.